AUGUGGGUCACUAAUGCCCUGCUAAAUAAUAACCCGAGAGAUCGCUGGAGGCCUUUGUCCUCUUUGUCGGACACUGUGGAGCGUGGUGUGGAUCAUUCGCUGGCUGACGCCGCUGUCGAAGAGGAAGGUCCACCAGCCAAGAAAGCCAGGAACAUGCAAACGGUCGCUGUUCAGGUGCAGCAUCCUAUGCAGAAAUCUGUUGGACAACGUAUCAAGGAUGCCCUGGAAACAUCACGCGGUAAUUUGCUCUGCUGCUCACCGGAUGGCGUCGACACAAACAUCGCUGCUGCUGCCGCUGCUGCUGCUUCGUCCGCUCACGCAUUGGGCGCCACACAAAUUAACACAAUUCGCAUCAUCGGCCAGUACCUCAAAGAUCUUGGCUUGGAGGAAACGGUUGCUACGCUGUUUGCUGAGAGCGGUUGCCGUUUGGAGGAUAGUUUAGCGGUGCGCCUUCGCGAGUACGUAUUAGCUGGUGAAUGGGACCAUGCGUUAAGUAUUGCCGACAAAAUGGCACCGUUUGUCACCUGUCAAAAUUUGCUGCAUAUUCGCAAGAAGCUGUUUGAGGAGAAAUUUGUGGAUUUGCUUGUCAAAGAGAGGGUGCUGGAAGCGUUGAGUUUGUUGACAGUAGAUUUUCCAUCCGAUCCAGCAUUCGGCGAUCGUCGAAAUUUCCUUGCAACACUGCUUUAUGUUGACCCAAAGACUGUGGAUGUGUGUGCGAAAACAGGUGCUCACUUCACUCGACGAGCAAGAAAUGCUUUGGUCGCUGAAAUACAGGAACUGCUGCCCACUUCGGUCAUGCUUCCGAGCAACAGACUGGAAAAAUUGCUGACACAGUCUUGGAAGAUGCAGUGCCAUGAAUGCUAUUUGCAUGUUAGGGAUGAUGUUGAACUCACUCCGGACUACAUUCUGGAAGAUCAUCAAUGCGACUGGGACGAGUUUCCCUUAUUCACUUCUCAGGUAUUAUCAAAACAUUCGGAUGAAGUUUGGUGCGUGCAGUUUUCGCCUUGUGGAAGAUACUUAGCGACGGGCAGCAAAUCUGGACCUGUGCAUGUUUGGAAAGUACUUAAUGCCACUGCUGUGGAAUCAUACAGGGAACUUGCAGUACGAAAAGGCUGCUCAGUGCUGACGUGGAGUAGUGAUGGGGUUUUGCUUGCAAUAAGCUCAAGCAGUGGUCACCAGGCCGAUAUUUACAUCUAUGAUGUGUGUGCUGGCUCCAUCUUCUGCUCAAUCGAAAACAAAGCAAACGACAGCACCGUCAUGACAUUUGUGCCGAAUUCAACUCCCUAUCGACUUGUUUGCGCCGACCAAGUGGGCCACUUCAAACAAUAUAUUUUAUCGAAGGACGGUGCAAAGACCGAUGGAAAAUUUGAAGGAUACAGGAUCCGCGCUGUUCACUGCUUACAGGAUGGGGCUGUUCUAGCAGCAGACACGCACAACAGAGUUCGCAGUUAUCGAUUUAACGAAGACACCGAUGAAACGCUGAUUGAAGAGUGCAGCCCGAUAUCGACGUUUGUUGUUGAUAAACCCGAAAAUCGCAUUUUGAUUGAUACAAAAUUGCAUGGCUUACGGCUUUGGGAUUUGCGAUCUCGCACACUGAUAAGAACGUUUAUUGGUGCACCUCAUCAGAAUUUUAUUAUCCAUUCAGCUUUCGGCGGCCCCAAGCAAUCAUACAUUAUCACGGGUGGAGUAGAUGAAUAUGUAUAUGUGUGGAACGAAAUUUCGGAAAAGCUGAUCGCGAAGUUAUCUGGACAUGGAGCUCGUGUGAAUGGGGUGGCGUGGAAUCCGAAAUUACCGAUGAUGAUUUCAUGUUCGGACGAUUGCACCGCUCGUGUUUGGGGCCCAAUUUCUAGUACUGAUAAGUCUUGUUUUCGAUACAAAUGA
Molecule: messenger RNA, 1881 nt
Organism: Gongylonema pulchrum
Lineage: Eukaryota; Metazoa; Nematoda; Chromadorea; Rhabditida; Gongylonematidae
Source: the annotation of a GenBank genome assembly